Molecule: messenger RNA, 933 nt
Organism: Camelina sativa (false flax)
Lineage: Eukaryota; Viridiplantae; Streptophyta; Magnoliopsida; Brassicales; Brassicaceae
Source: RefSeq, a predicted model, not a curated record
AUGAGGGAGAUUGAGAGUCUCGUGGAGGAGAAGAGAUCGAGCAAGCUUCUCCCAUGGCGGUUUCUGCUACGGUUUAGUUUUCCCCUAAACCACCACCGCCGACCACCGGCCUCCGGUCGCCACCACCACCGGCCACCUCCAUCUCCGGCCACCGGACCACCGCCGGCACUACCUCUACCUCUUAACCACCAUCCCUUAGGGUUCCCAAUAUAUUAUCCCUUAGGGUUUAGUUUUCCCCUAAACCACCACCGCCGACCACCGGCCUCCGGUCGCCACCACCACCGGCCACCUCCAUCUCCGGCCACCGGACCACCGCCGGCACUACCUCUACCUCUUAACCACCAUCCCUUAGGGUUCCCAAUAUAUUAUCCCUUAGGGUUUAGUUUUCCCCUAAACCACCACCGCCGACCACCGGCCUCCGGUCGCCACCACCACCGGCCACCUCCAUCUCCGGCCACCGGACCACCGCCGGCACUACCUCUACCUCUUAACCACCAUCCCUUAGGGUUCCCAAUAUAUUAUCCCUUAGGGUUUAGUUUUCCCCUAAACCACCACCGCCGACCACCGGCCUCCGGUCGCCACCACCACCGGCCACCUCCAUCUCCGGCCACCGGACCACCGCCGGCACUACCUCUACCUCUUAACCACCAUCCCUUAGGGUUCCCAAUAUAUUAUCCCUUAGGGUUUAGUUUUCCCCUAAACCACCACCGCCGACCACCGGCCUCCGGUCGCCACCACCACCGGCCACCUCCAUCUCCGGCCACCGGACCACCGCCAGACUGCCACCGGACCACUGCCGGUCUACCUCCACCGGACCACCUCCGCCGGACCACCUCUGCCUGUCACCUACUCCGGCCACCUCCGCCGGCCACCUCUGCCGGCCACCUACUUCGGCCACCUUCACCAUCAUCAACCACCACCUAUCAACACUAA